Scylla paramamosain (green mud crab) is the source of this 3764-nucleotide messenger RNA. Its product is annotated as E3 ubiquitin-protein ligase Rnf220-like. Bases 183 to 1862 code for a protein of 559 amino acids. The record is from RefSeq and is a predicted model, not a curated record. Gene Ontology annotation, molecular function: ubiquitin protein ligase activity. Lineage: Eukaryota; Metazoa; Arthropoda; Malacostraca; Decapoda; Portunidae. Gene Ontology annotation, biological process: protein ubiquitination. The transcript has 10 exons.
CAGCGGGGAGAGACACGCCGAUUCUCCCUCCGCUCUCCCUCCCUCUCCCCGCCUCUUAACCGCGCGAGAAACUAGAGUGAGGGAUAUUAAAGCUAGUUCUAAUAAUACGAGUGGACAUAAUGUGUUGGUGACAGAGCGAGAGCGAGAGAGAGAGAGAGAGAAAUAUAAAGAAAGGUGGUUAGAUGGAUUAUUUCAACAAGAUGGAGGCUGGCGGAGGGUUCGUUCGGGCUGGACUCCUCGGGCUGACUCAAGGGGUGUCCCUACAUGACCCCCUGCGCCUCCACCACGCCCUCCACACACAGGCUUCGGAUAGCGUGAAGGAAGGCACCACAACCACAUCCUUACUAAGACCACUAACAGAGUACCCCCACUUGCCCCUUCUCCCCUUCACCGCUCCACCAUUUCUCCACCCACACCUCGAUCCACGCCUGCCCUUCACGCCCUCCGCCUUCCACCCACUCCACACGCACCAUGACGCCCAUCAACGCGCCCACGACCCCCAUGGCAAACUUCCACCACCCCAUACGCCAAAUCUGAGUGGAUCAGCUUUUUCUCCACUACCUGCAAAGACAGCGAAGAUGGAAGACUCCUCGUGUUCCUCUUCCAUUCCUUCCUCCUCCUCCAGUUUGUUCUCCCCAGCCCUCCUCGCCUCCCUAGACCCCAGGACGGCGUUUCUAAGUGGGGGAGGUGGAGGGGGAGGAGGAAUUGGGGUGCUAGAUGAAAGAAGAGACUCGCCUUCACCCCGGGGCUCACACGGUUCAAGGGAGUCUCCGGGACAUGCUCGCGACACUGACACACCGAAUUCCUGCAGUGAUGAGCCUAAAGGUGAGUGGUUAGUGACUUCUUGGCUCAUAGGACGCAAGGCGCGGCCCGGGGAGUCGUGGUGUCCAGUGUGUGGCGUCACCCUGCGGGCGGGGGAGCUGGAGGCGCACCUCACCCACGAGCUGGACAAGCUGGCGCGCCUUCCCCACGCCCGCCCGCCCUCGCAGCGCACCCCCACGCCCACAACUGCCCAGUCCGCCGCGCCCACGUCCGCCACGCCCUCCACGUCAGGUGUGGGCGGCGUGGCGUCUCCGCUCAGCCCUCACCUGCCGCCCCACGCAAGAUCACACGCCCGCGAUCCUGGCUGGGAUACGUAUCAGCGAGUGAGGGCAAACAGACAGGUGAGAUUGAGAGCCAAAAAGAGGAGGUCGGGACGAGGAGACGAGUGUGGACCGGCUUGUCCCGUGUGUGGAGAAAGAAUACCUGCAUCCACACCAGAGGAUCUCAAUGCACAUGUGGAGACCUGUUUGAGAAGGUCUGGCGCCCCUGGUCUGCUGCAGCCUGGGGUGGAGGAUGAGGUGGUAGAUGUGGAGGGGGAUGGGCCGUAUGAGGACUUCGAGUGGUGUGGGGGGCAGAGGAGGGGGCGUGUCUCCCUUCUAAGGCCCCAGUCACAGCUGCUAGAACGUCACAGAGAAGGAGGAGAGCGCACAGGAGACGCGGAGAUGACCAGUGGAGGAGGAGGUGGAGGAGGAGGAGGAGGAGGAGGUGGCGGAGGAAAUGGAAGCAGCGCGGAGGGAACGGACGCGGGUGGAGGAGGCGAAGGAGGAGGUGGAGGAGGAAGCCGAGUGGAGCCGAUGAGUGUGGAGCUGGAGGCUUUGAAGGAGAAAGUUAGGGUUUUAGAGAGAGAUGGAGGGGGUGCCGCUCCUUCUAAAUUCCUUUGCAUAGUGUGUCAGACCGAAUACGACAGGCCGGCAGUGUCUGUGGUGUGUUGGCACGUGCUGUGUGAAGCUUGCUGGGCACACUCCCUGGGUUCCAAGAGCGAGUGUCCACAGUGUUCCCACAGCGUCUCCCCAGAGGACCUGCGCGCCAUCCACUUGUGACCACCCACUCCCGCCUAGCAGCCACCCACGGCCACGCCCACGCCCACACACACGCCCUCCCACACGCCCACGGCCGCCCACACGCCCACGAUCCGCCCCUCCUCAGCACCCACCCCCACGUCGCUGUCCAGGCCGCCCACGCCUAUACACACACCCAUACACACGCCCACACACACGCCCACGCAGGUUGCCACCCACCCCAUGCAUCUCACACGCAUCAUGUCUACCUCACCCAUUCUCACGCCCACUGUGACGUGUCUCUUCAGCCCACACGCGCGCCCUGACGCCAGCACGCCCAUGGUAACCCACACUGGCUUUCCUCUCCCACGGUCCCUCCUCCUCUCACUCCCCCCACUCCCUCAGCUCUCUCUCCCACGCCCUCAAACAAUUUAUAUUCUGAAGGCUCUCCCUGACCCCCCUCCCCCCACCACACCCCCUCUAAAUCUGACACAGAGUCCCCGGACCCCAACCCCCCGCUUGGUUCCCCCCCACCUGAUCCCCCCACCCCCACCAUCCCAGACCCAAACACAGGUAGAAAAUAAUGAAGUUUAGAAAAUAUUACCUUUUAUUUACGUCAGGUCAAAGGGCAUGGCAGGCGUGACUGGGUGAGUGUGACCUGCGCCCUGGGUCAUGAGGUCACGUCAGGUCAGGUGAGGUCACGUGAGGUCAGGUCAUAAUACCCAUAUACCCAUAAGAGUAAUUUUUUUUUUAUUGGUAUGGGAAAAAAAUUAAUAAUAAAUAAAGAGAGGAAAAAAUUGUUAUAUGUAAAUGGUGUUUGGUUUUUGAAAUGUACAGCUUAGUUUGUUUGUUUUUUUUAUUUGUUUUAUUUAUUUGUUUUAUUUUUUUUAAUUGAGUGGUGGGAAAAUAUAUGAAUGUAUGUAUGUAUGUAUGUAUGUAUGUAUGUAUGUAUGAUAUUGUGUGUAUUUUUUAUUUAUUUAUUUUUUUUUUAAGAUUUGGUGUUUGUUUAUUUAAUUUUUUCAUUGGUUAUCGAUUUGAUUGCUUUGGUUUGUGGCAGAAAAAAACAAAACAAAACAAAAAGACAAAAGAAGAAAAAGAAUAAGAACAUUUUGAGUGCUUGAAAAAAUAUAAAUAAAUAAACAAAAGUAAAAUAAUAAUAAUAAUAAUAAUAAUAAUAAUAAUAAUAAUAAUAAUAAUAAUAACAAUAAUAAGUUUUGGAAAAUAUUCUGGAUCGAAAUGAAAUAAGGAAAUAAUACAAGAUUCAUUAAUUUAUUUUCACUUUUUUUCCUUCUUCCUUAAAAAAAAAAAAGAUAAGAUUCUAUUUAAACAACUAAUUAUUCAUUUCACAUUCAUUAGUCAGUGAACAGAAAGACUAACCCGUUUAUUUUCACCCACUGCUAUUCAUAUUUUCAUUUAUUUUCAUCUUAUUUUUCUAAUCCGAUGAUAAAGAAAAGGAAAAGAUGGCGGGAACUUAAAAAAAAAUUGUUCUUUGUAUAAAAAAAUAUAUUGUGAAAAAAAGAUUCUUGGUCAUUCUUAAGUGUUGUGUGUGUGUAUGUAUGUGUGUACGGCGCCCCCCAUCCCCUUUUACCCCCUCUCUCUCUCUCUCUCUCUCUCUCUCUCUCUCUCUCUCUCUCUCUCUCUCUCUCUCUCUCUCUCUCUCUCUCUCUCCCCCCUAUUUACUUUCUCUACCUCUCCCUAUCCUCUUUUUCAUUCUCCCUUGCUCUCUCUUACCUCUCCCUUUACUCUCCCUCUCUCUAUUCCCUCUUCAUUCUCUCCUUCCCCUCUUUAUUCUCCCUUGUUCUCCCUCACUUCCAUUCUUCCCCUUUAACCUCUCUCCCCCGCUCUCUCUCACUUGGUAAAUUUCCUCUCUCUCUCUCUCUCUCUCUCUCUCUCUCUCUCUCUCUCUCUCUCUCUCUCUCUCUCUCUCUCUCUCUCUCUCUCUCU